GGUGCUGUAUCAAUAGUAAAAUGUUACUCCCUGUUGUAAGAUGUGAGAUAGUAUUACUGUAGCAGUGUUGCUGAAUUGAUAUGUCAGAAAAAUCCAGAUUUUGGCAACAUUCAGAGUUGCUUCCUGCAGUUAGGAGGCAAACAGUCUCACAUUUGGAGGAAUAACUUUUUAUAGUUUAUUAUGAACCCAAAUUAAAUUUUUAGUAUUUGGAAAGCCCGUAGCAGAUCUUUGAUGCUCCUCGUUUGGUGAGCGACACCAAUGUGAAUUCUUUACAUCUGCUAAUUCUGAUGUCAGUCUGCACAUUUAGAAUACAGUCUUUUCCCGCUUAGGACCUGAUCCUGCAAAUUGCUCUCCACAGGCAGACCCUUAUGUUUGGGCAGAGCACUGCACUUUUGAAGUAAGUAGGGCAUUGCAUGGGUCCCAGGGUUAGCCACAUGGAGAAGUUUGCAGGAGCAGGGCCUAAAAUUAUUCGUCUAUUUUGCAAUUAAUAUGAACAUCACACUGAGGAGCUGUUUUAUUUUCCAGUUUGUUAUAAACCCAUAACUGUUCAUCUUAAAAAGGAAAAGCACCAUGAUUUCUCAAAGAAAAUAUAAAAUAUGCUUUAAUCUUAAUUCAGAUUUUAAAUAAAAAUUAAUACAAUUUUCAUUUAACUGUUUGUAUUCGCUUCUUAUUUUUCAGGGUUCUUUGAAAAAUCCUUAGUGGUCUUGACAAUGUUACAAGUGACAUAAAUUAGCCUGUGGCACAGAAUGAUGGAUUCCCAGAAGACUGGAAAUGGUUUGCAAGUGAUUGGACAAGGGACUGGUAUAGGGAUAUCUGCACUCCACAUGGUGGGGUAUUUGGGAAAAAACUGUAAUUCUGCUGUAGUAACGUCAGAUGAGUGCUGCCCAGCCUGCAAAGAGAAGGGCCAGAUACAAGCUUUACGGACUUACCGCAUUAGUUUUCAAGAGUCUGUUUUCCUUUGUGAAAAUCCACAGUGCAUCUAUCCUCUGGGCUAUAAACCAUUAAACAGCAUAAUAAUUCCUGCUGAUUCAGAAAAUCCUCAAACUCCGUGUACUCAGAGAAAAAGGAAGAUUUUUGAAAUCAGUCCUACAGCUUCCCCCAUUGAAUCAUGUUCAAAACAAGCUAGGACUAACAACAAUUUGAUAGAUGCUGAGCACACUUUAAAUACUGAUCUUGUUCUCAAGUAUAAUGGAUAUAAUUUAUGUAUGACCCAGCCAUGCCUACCUGAUUUAUCACAGGAUGAUCAGCAGAAACCAAAUAGGACGGCUGAGUCUCUGGAGCAUAAUGUGGAUGUGGCAACUGUUAUCACUGUUGGUGGUGCUCAAGAAAGUCCUGACUCUAAUUCCAAAACACAAUUUUUGCCAGAUUCUGAACUUUGUUCAAAAAAAUCUGAAAUCGUGCAUGCAGAUAGCAAACCUUCAUUGUUCAUGGGGCAUUUGUGUCUUCAGUGGAGGAACAUCUAUGCUCUGUGUUGGUUAGAUUGUAUUCUGUCAGCAUUGGUACACUUAAAAACUUUAAGGAUUGCUGUGACUGAAGCAUGUACUGAAAAAUCUGUAAUCCAGAGGCUGUUUACAAAAUAUAACCAAGCGACUGCACUCUUGAAUGCGUGCCAAACAAAUAAGCUAAAAGAUGUUCUUCCAAAAGCUGAGUUGCAUCUAAAUGAAAUCAGAAAUGUUAUAUUUGCUCAACUUCAACCUCAGCUUAAAUGUGAAUUGGGUAAGAAGGAAAGUCCAGUAUUUGCAUUCCCUCUGCUUUUACAAAAGGAUCCCCAAGUCGAGACACUUUUCCUGCAUUCUUUUUCAUGGAUGUUUGAAUGUUUACAUUGUGGCUUCAGCCACCAAGACAGGUGUAGGAAGACACUAACAACAUUUACAAAUAUAAUUCCUGACUGGCACCCACUUAAUGCUAUUCAUAUUGCUCCAUGUAAUAAUUGUAAUGAUAAAUCUCAAAGAAGAAAAAUGAUUUUGGAAAAAGUACCCUCAAUGUUUAUGAUACAUUUCGUAGAAGGUUUGCCACAUAACGAGCUGAAGAACUAUUCGUUUCAGUUUGAAGGAGAUUUCUACCAAAUAACAGCUGUUAUUCAGUAUCAACAAGAUCCAAAACACUUCAAAACCUGGGUUUUGAAUCCUGAUGAAACUUGGCUUGAAUGCGAUGACAUAAAAGGUCCAUAUUGUGAAAGACGUGAGAAAUUUGAAGUUCCUCUUUCAGAGAUUCACAUUGUCAUCUGGGAAAGGAAAGCAUCUCAAGUGCCUGAUAAAAUGAGUUAUCAGGUCCAAAGUGUAAAAUCUGAAAAUCUUCCUCUUAAUGAUGCACAGUCAAGUUCUUCUCUGGUGUUGCAUUGUGAUGGUGAUAAUGCCGUAGACGAAAUAACUACAGUAUUUCACAAAAAGAAGAUUGUUAGCAUUCCUGUUAAUGAACAACAAAAAGUGGCCAGAGAUGAUAAUGAAAAUAGCUUGCUUUCUGGCUUAGAAAAUUUGGCAGCUGAUGAUGUUAUAACUCUGACACUUGUAGAAGUUCAGGUUGAUUCUGAAGGUAAACCACUGGACAAUGGACAGAUGGUGGGAAAUAACCUAAUUGCUGAAACAGCCUUGCUGAAAGAGCAGGAGUCAGCUUGUUCAGAUCAAACUCCAUGUACAGAAGAUGUUUGUUGUCCGACUACCUGUAGCAACAUGUGCACACCACCUGAAAAUGCCUGUAUUUCCUUACAUCUUGAACAGUUGAACCUAGCAAAUAUUACAUCUGCUGUUCCCACAAACAAUUGUAGUGACUCGUCCAUGCCAUCACAAUCUCAAGAGGCAGAGGCCAAGGCUAACCCAGUCAACGCUGAGAAUAUCGUGUUAAAUCCAGAACUCUUGCAGAAUAAGAAAUUACCAUUAAUGGAGAAUGUUAUGCAGAAAUCAUCUAAUACCAGAAACACAAGCAAAACUGUAGCAGACUCUCAGGCUGCAACUUUGUCUGCUACAAAUAAUUCCACCCAGUCUUUGCAUAAAGAUCAAAAGAGAGGAUUUGUAGGAAGUUGGGUAAAGGGGUUCUUAAACAAGCAUAAUACCUUCAUGCCUUCAAGUGCCUCAACUCAUCAUAAUAAGAAAAGUUACAAAAAUCCUUCUUUACUAAGAGCUACUGACUUGCACCUCCCUACUAAGGGGGCAGCUAAUUUUGGUGGCUUUCAAGCCAAAGGUACAAGCAAAACAACUGAGGAGGUACCUAAAUCAGCUGUUUGUCAAGGUGCAAAUCUUCCUCCUUUGUUAACAAACAUUACUGCUCCUUCUGUACAUGCUCGUCUCCCUGCAGUAAACCCCGUAGUUGAUGGUCCAAUUCUGAAUAAGUCUGGAAGCUCAUUGGGCACCUGGAGUGAAGUAAUUCAACCCAACACCCCAAUCUUUAGUUCUAAACCUCACCAUGGUGAAAAUGGAAAUCGCAAAUCUGAUGUGAAAGAUAAAGAAUCGGACGCCAAAACUCACAAGCUUCGUUUAAAACUGCUUAAAAAACUGAAGGCUAAAAAGAACAAAUUGGCUUCACUUGAUAGGCUGGCAAAGACUCAGAUGUGUAAUGGAAUCUCUCCAAAUAGAGAUGUAGAAGAUCUGUUACAAUUUGGAUCUCAUCAUGAAAGUGAAUCAGUACAGAACUUAUUGAAUGAACUGCAGUAUCAGAUUGAUGUUGCGGACAGUGAAUCUGUAUAUAGUACAAACUCCAACAUGUCACUAUGCAGUAGCCAGAGUAAUGCAGCAUUUUUAGCAGACUUAUUGUCUCCUCCUUCAAUUGUUGCUUCUUCAGAGCUUCCAAAAGAUGAAGAUGAGUGUAGAUAUUUGGAAAUGGUGGAUAGCAAUACUGCAGCACCAGUGCAUAGUGCGAGAACGAACCUCACAUGCGUCACUGUGGCAAGCGAAGACCAUAAUUAUUACAGUCCUGUAAAAGAAAGCAAGUAUGAAGGUCAUACAGACUCACUAAUGAACAAAUCCUGCUUGAAAAGACUUUCCUUUGAAAGUCCCACAAAGGAAGAUUUCCUUGAAGACCUGUUCUCCUCUGCAGUGUUGAACUCAAUAGCAGGAGACAUAGAUUUACCUCAUUUUGAUGAAACUCUAUUUGAAACCUGCUGAAUUGUUGUAAUAUUUAUUUUUAACAUUUGAGAAUUUUGUAUAUGAGCUUUCACGAAAAGUACUAUUAAAUUAUAUUUUCAAACUA
Dermochelys coriacea (leatherback sea turtle) is the source of this 4182-nucleotide messenger RNA. RefSeq names its product ubiquitin specific peptidase like 1 (gene USPL1). The coding region runs from base 747 to 4097 and encodes 1116 amino acids. Gene Ontology annotation, molecular function: SUMO binding. The transcript is spliced from 8 exons. NCBI's taxonomy places the organism in Eukaryota, Metazoa, Chordata, Testudines, Dermochelyidae. Gene Ontology annotation, biological process: protein desumoylation; Cajal body organization. Gene Ontology annotation, cellular component: Cajal body. The record is from RefSeq and is a predicted model, not a curated record.